Oenanthe melanoleuca is the source of this 13073-nucleotide messenger RNA. RefSeq names its product HECT, UBA and WWE domain containing E3 ubiquitin protein ligase 1 (gene HUWE1). Lineage: Eukaryota; Metazoa; Chordata; Aves; Passeriformes; Muscicapidae. The record is from RefSeq and is a predicted model, not a curated record. Gene Ontology annotation, molecular function: zinc ion binding; ubiquitin-protein transferase activity; protein binding. The transcript is spliced from 82 exons. Gene Ontology annotation, cellular component: Golgi membrane; nucleus. Gene Ontology annotation, biological process: membrane fusion; proteasome-mediated ubiquitin-dependent protein catabolic process; Golgi organization. Bases 1 to 13029 code for a protein of 4342 amino acids.
AUGUCCUUCCCAGUGCGAGCUUGCGAGCUGUACCACUGGGUGGACCUGCUGGACCGCUUCGACGCGCUGCUGGCCGAGGCGGGCCGGCCGGUGGAGGCCAUGAGCUGGAUGCUGGCCUGCGACCGGCCCGAGCGGCACGCGCUGAAAUCCCUGCUGCUGGCCCUGCUCAACUUCACCGCCCUGCUCAUCGAGUACAGCUUCUCCCGCCACCUCUACAGCUCCAUCGAGCACCUGACCACGCUGCUGGCCUCCUCGGACAUGCACGUGGUGCUGGCCGUGCUCAACCUGCUCUACGUGUUCAGCAAACGCUCCAACUACAUCACGCGCCUGGGCUCGGAGCGCCGCGGGCCCCUGCUGGCCCGCCUGCAGCACCUGGCUGAGAGCUGGGGUGGGAAGGAGAAUGGAUUCGGGUUGGCGGAGUGCUGCAGGGACCUGCACAUGAUGAAAUACCCCCCCAGUGCCACCACCCUGCACUUCGAGUUCUACGCCGAGCCGGGCGUCGAGGUCAAGGUGGACAAGAGGGCCACCAGCACCACCCUGCACUACAUCCACAUCGAGCAGCUGGACAAGAUUUCUGAGAGCCCCUCAGAGAUCAUGGAGUCCCUCACCAAGAUGUACAGCAUCCCCAAGGACAAGCAGAUGCUGCUGUUCACCCACAUCCGCCUGGCCCACGGCUUCUCCAACCACAAGAAGCGGCUGCAGGCGGUGCAGGCUCGGCUCCACGCCAUCUCCAUCCUGGUGUACUCCAACGCGCUGCAGGAGUCGGCCAACAGCAUCCUGUACAACGGGCUGAUCGAGGAGCUGGUGGACGUGCUGCAGAUCACCGACAAGCAGCUCAUGGACAUCAAGGCCGCCUCCCUGCGGACGCUGACGUCCAUCGUGCACCUGGAGCGGACGCCGAAGCUCAGCAGCAUCAUCGACUGCACGGGCACGGCCUCGUACCACGGCUUCCUGCCCGUGCUGGUGCGCAACUGCAUCCAGGCCAUGAUCGACCCCUCCAUGGAGCCCUACCCCCACCAGUUCGCCACGGCGCUCUUCUCCUUCCUCUACCACCUGGCCAGCUACGACGCGGGCGGCGAGGCGCUGGUGUCCUGCGGCAUGAUGGAGGCGCUGCUCAAGGUGAUCAAGUUCCUGGGGGACGAGCAGGACCAGAUCACGUUUGUGACGCGGGCGGUGCGCGUGGUGGAUCUGAUCACCAACCUGGACAUGGCGGCGUUCCAGUCGCACAGCGGGCUCAGCAUCUUCAUCUACCGCCUCGAGCACGAGGUGGACCUGUGCCGCCGCGAGUGUCCCUUUGUCAUCAAGCCCAAGGUGCAGCGCCCGCCCGCCGCCCCCCUGCCCGAGGGCGAGGACAUGGAGACGGACAUGGAGGUGACCGACGUGGCCAUGGAGAGCAGCCCCGGCCCCUCCUCGGCCGAAGCUCCGCCCGUGCCCGGCCCCAGCGCCGCCGCCCCCUCCCCACGCGGCGGAGUGCAGUGCAUCCCCCAGCGUGCUGCUCUGCUCAAAUCCAUGCUGAACUUCCUGAAAAAAGCCAUCCAGGACCCCGCCUUCUCGGACGGCAUCCGGCACGUGAUGGACGGCUCUCUGCCCACCUCCCUGAAGCACAUCAUCAGCAACGCCGAGUACUACGGCCCCUCGCUGUUCCUGCUGGCGACCGAGGUGGUGACGGUGUUCGUGUUCCAGGAGCCCUCGCUGCUGUCCUCGCUGCAGGACAACGGCCUCACCGACGUCAUGCUGCACGCGCUGCUCAUCAAGGACGUGCCGGCCACGCGGGAGGUGCUGGGCUCUCUGCCCAACGUGUUCAGCGCGCUGUGCCUGAACGCGCGGGGGCUGCAGAGCUUCGUGCAGUGCCAGCCCUUCGAGCGCCUCUUCAAGGUGCUGCUGUCCCCCGACUACCUGCCCGCCAUGCGGCGGCGCCGCAGCUCCGACCCCCUGGGUGACACAGCCUCCAACCUGGGCAGCGCCGUGGACGAGCUGAUGCGCCACCAGCCCACGCUCAAAACCGACGCCACCGCCGCCAUCAUCAAGCUGCUGGAGGAGAUCUGCAGCCUGGGCAGGGACCCCAAGUACAUCUGCCAGAAGCCGUCGAUGCAGAAGGCGGACGGGACGGCGGCGGCGCCGCCCCCGCGCUCGCCCCACGCGGCCGAGGAGGCGUCGAGCGAGGACGAGGAGGAGGAGGAGGUGCAGGCCAUGCAGAGCUUCGGGGCGGCGCCGCAGAGCGAGGCCGAGCCCAGCCAGGCCGUGGUGGGCACGGAGGAGCGCAUCCCCAUCCCCCUCAUGGACUACAUCCUCAACGUGAUGAAGUUUGUGGAGUCCAUCCUCAGCAACAACACCACGGACGAUCACUGCCAGGAGUUCGUGGCCCAGCGGGGGCUGCGGCCCCUCGUCACCAUCCUGGGGCUGCCCAACCUGCCCGUGGACUUCCCCACCUCAGCUGCCUGCCAGGCUGUGGCUGGGGUCUGCAAAUCCAUCCUGACGCUGUCCCACGAGCCCAAGGUGCUGCAGGAGGGGCUGGUGCAGCUGGAGGCCGUGCUGUCUGCCCUGGAGCCCCUGCACAGGCCCAUCGAGGCCCCGGGGGGCUCGGUGCUGCUGCGGGAGCUGGCCGGGGCCGGGGCCGUGGCCGAUGCCACCCUGUCAGCGCAGGCCACGCCCCUGCUGCACGCCCUGACCGCCGCCCACGCCUUCAUCAUGAUGUUCGUGCACACCUGCAGGGUGGGGCAGAGCGAGAUCAGGGCCAUCUCUGUGAACCAGUGGGGGUCCCAGCUGGGGCUGAGCGUGCUGGGCAAGCUGAGCCAGCUGUACUGCUCGCUGGUGUGGGAGAGCACCGUGCUGCUGUCCCUCUGCACCCCCAACAGCCUCCCCCCAGGCUGUGAGUUCGGCCAGGCUGACAUGCAGAAACUGGUGCCCAAGGAGGAGAAAACGGCCCCCAGCCCCCCCCAGGGCGGCCGCAGGGCAGAGGGCGAGGCCGAGCCCGGGGGCCCCGCGGGGGGGGCGGGCAGUGACCCCCCCCCGGCCCAGGGGCUGCUGGAGGGGAUGGGGCUGGAGGGGGAGCCCCUGGCCCCCAUGGAGACGGACGAGCCCAGCGCCAGCGACCCCAAAGCCAAGGCCAAGAUCACCCCGGCCAUGGCCGCCCGCAUCAAACAGAUCAAACCCCUGCUCUCGGCCUCCUCGCGCCUGGGCCGGGCUCUGGCCGAGCUCUUCGGGCUGCUGGUCAAGCUGUGCGUGGGCUCCCCGGUGCGGCAGCGCCGCAGCCACCACGCGGCCGCCGCCGCCCCCGCGCCCACCGCGGCCGCCCGCGCCACCGCCUCGGCCCUGACCCGCCUGCUGACCAAGGGGCUGAGCUGGCAGCCGCCCCCCUACACCCCCACACCCCGCUUCCGGCUGACGUUCUUCAUCUGCUCAGUGGGUUUCACGUCCCCCAUGCUGUUCGACGAGCGCAAGUUCCCCUAUCACCUCAUGCUGCAGAAAUUCCUCUGCUCCGGCGGCCACAACGCCCUCUUCGAGACCUUUAACUGGGCGCUGUCCAUGGGGGGCAAGGUGCCGGUGGGGGAGGGUCUGGAGCACCCCGACCUGCCGGACGGCACCGGCGAGUUCCUGGACGCGUGGCUGAUGCUGGUGGAGAAGAUGGUGAACCCCAGCACGGUGCUGGAGUCGCCCCACGCGCUGCCCGCCAAGGGACCCCCCCACGGGCACCCCCCCUUCAGCGCCCUGCGCUUCCUGGUGGUCACCCAGAAGGCCGCCUUUGCCUGCAUCAAGCAGCUGUGGCAGCGGCGGCCGCUGAAGGUGUACGGGGGGCGCAUGGCCGAGUCCAUGCUGGCCAUCCUGUGCCACAUCCUGCGCGCGGAGCCGCUGCUGCGCGAGCGCCUGGGCCGGGAGCGCGAGGGCAGCGCCAGCGACGAGCCGGGCGGCGACGAGGGGGCGGCCAGGAGGGAGCCCCACGUCAACCAGCAGCAGCUGCAGCAGCUGAUGGACAUGGGUUUCUCCCGGGAACACGCCAUGGAGGCGCUGCUCAACACCAACACCAUGGAACAGGCCACGGAGUACCUGCUGACACACCCCCCACCCCUGAUGGGGGGCUCAGCUCGGGACCUGAGCAUGUCAGAGGAGGAUCAGAUGAUGAGAGCCAUCGCCAUGUCCCUGGGCCAGGACAUCCCCAUGGAGCAGCGCGCCGAGUCCCCGGAGGAGGCGGCGUGCCGGAAGGAGGAGGAGGAGCGGCGCGCCCGGGAGCGGCAGGAGGAGGAGGAGGCCAAGUGCCUGGAGAAGUUUGAGGGGGCAGAGCCGCUGGAGGCGGCCGAGCUGGGCGCCUUCACCGACGCCAUGCUGCCCGGCUGCUCGCAGCUGCUGGACGAGCUGCCCGACACCGUGUACCGCGUGUGCGACCUGCUGAUGACGGCCGUGCGCAGGAACGGGCCGGCCUACAGGGACUCAGUGCUCAAACAGGUGGUGCAGCAGGUGUGGGAGGCGGCCGACGUGCUGAUCAAGGCGGCCGUGCCGCUGACCACCAGCGACACCAAGACGGUCUCGGAGUGGAUCAGCCAGAUGGCCACCCUGCCCCAGGCCUCCAACCUGGCCACGCGCAUCCUGCUGCUCACCCUGCUCUUCGAGGAGCUGAAGCUGCCCUGUGCCCGUGUGGUGGAGUCCAGCUGCGUGCUGGACGUGCUGAUCAAGCUGCUGGAGGUGGUGCAGCCCUGCCUGCAGGCGGCCAAGGAGCACAAGGAGGUGCAGACCCCCAAGUGGAUCACCCCUGUCCUGCUGCUGAUUGAUUUCUACGAGAAAACAGCCGUGUCCUCCAAGCGCCGCGCGCAGAUGAACAAGUACCUGCAGGCCAGCGGCAACAACUGGCGCUGGUUCGACGACCGCUCGGGGCGCUGGUGCAGCUACAGCGCCAGCAACAACAGCACCAUCGACGCCGCCUGGAGGGCGGGCGAGCCCAGCGUGCGCUUCACGGCCGGGCGGCGGCGCUACACCGUGCAGUUCACCACCAUGGUGCAGGUGAACGAGGAGACCGGGAACCGGCGCCCGGUGAUGCUGACGCUGCUGCGCCCCCCCCGGGCCGGGAAGGGCCGAGAGGAGGGCGGGGAGGGGGACCCCGAGGGGAAGGGCAAGGACGAGACCCCCGCUCCAGACCCUCCUCCUACAGACGAAGACCCCCCCACCACCACCACCACAACAACAACAACCACCAGCACCACCACCACCCCCUCCACCGCCGCCCCCUGCCCCUCUCCCCCCUCCACCACCACCACCAGCACCACCAACCCCCCCGACCCCGGCGAGGACGCGGAGGAGGCGCCGGUGCGGGGCCUGGCGGAGGAGGCGGUGCCGGCGGUGCUGCGGGCGUGCGUCAGCAUGCUGGGGGUGCCGGUGGACCCGGACACGCUGCACGCCACGCUGCGGCUGUGCCUGCGCCUGACGCGGCAGCACAAGCACGCGCUGCUGUUCGCCGAGCUGCGCUCCACCCGCACCAUCCUGGCGCUGACGCAGAGCUCCGGCUUCACCGGCUUCACGCCGCUGGUGACGCUGCUGUUCCGCCACAUCAUCGAGGACCCCUGCACGCUGCGCCACACCAUGGAGAAGGUGGUGCGCUCAGCAGCCACCAGCGGCGCGGGCAGCACCACCUCGGGGGUGGUGUCGGGCAGCCUGGGCUCGCGGGAGGUGAAUUACAUCCUGCGGGUGCUGGGCCCCGCCGCCUGCCGCAGCCCCCACGUCUUCACCGAGGUGGCCACGGGCUGCAUCCGCAUCGCCCUGCCCGCCCCGCGCGGCUCCGGCACCGCCUCGGACGACGAGUUUGAGAACCUGCGGAUCAAGGGUCCCAACGCGGUGCAGUUGGUGAAAACCACCCCGGCCAAGGCGGCGGCGCUGCCGCCCAUCCCCGAGCCCAUCCGAGACGUCAUCUACGACAUGCUCAACGCCCUGGCGGCCUACCACGCCCCCGAGGAGGGGGACAAGGGGGACCCCAAGGGCGCGGCGCCCAGCGAGGUGAGCCAGCUGCUGUCGGACAUUGGGGACGACAUGUACCAGCAGUACCGCAGCCUCACCCGGCCCCCCGCCGACUUCGAGCCCCCCGCCGGCUUCGCCAUCAACGCCCAGGUUUUCGCUGCUGACGGAGCCGCGGCCGAGACGCCGCCCUCGGGGACACCCCAGGGAGAAGCCUCCAGCCCCGAGGAGGGCCGCGAUGGCCGCAAGGACAAGGAGGGCGAGCGCGGCGAGGAGCGGGGCCGGGCGCGCGGCUCCAAGCCGCUGAUGCCGACCUCGACCAUCCUGCGGCUGCUGGCGGAGCUGGUGCGCUCCUACGUGGGCAUCGCCGCGCUCAUCGCCAACUACAGCUACAGCGUGGGCCAGUCCGAGCUCAUCAAGGAGGACUGCAGCGUGCUGGCCUUUGUCCUGGACCACCUGCUGCCGCACCAGCAGAACGCCGAGGACAAGGACACGCCGGCGCUGGCGCGGCUGUUCCUGGCCAGCCUGGCCGCCGCCGGCAGCGGCACCGACGCGCAGGUGGCGCUGGUCAACGAGGUCAAGGCCGCGCUCGGCCGCGCGCUGGCCAUGGCCGAGAGCACCGAGAAACACGCCAGGCUCCAGGCCGUCAUGUGCAUCAUCAGCACCAUCAUGGAGUCGUGCCCGUCCACCUCGAGCUUCUACAGCAGCGCGGCCAAGGCGCCGCACAACGGCAUGAACAACAUCAUCCGCCUGUUCCUCAAGAAGGGGCUGGUCAACGACCUGGCCCGCGUGCCCCACAGCCUCGACCUGUCCAGCCCCAACAUGGCCAACACGGUGAACGCGGCGCUGAAGCCGCUGGAGACGCUGUCGCGCAUCGUCAACCAGCCCAGCGGCAUCUUCGGGGCCAAGGGCUCCUCCAGCAAGAGCAAGGCCGAGGGCAACGGGGGCGCCCGCGAGGCGGGGGCGGCACCCCCCGAUGGAGGUGACCCUGGUGACCCCGAGCCCCCCGAGGAGGACGCGGAGGCGGCUCAGGCCGAGGCGGCCGACGGCGACAUGGACGGCGAGGCCGAGGGGGACACGGUGGUGCUGGCCGGGCAGCCCGAGGGGCUCAGCACCCAGGAGAUGCAGGUGGAGAACGAGCUGGAGGAUCUCAUUGACGAGCUGCUGGAGCGCGACGGCGCCGACGGCAACAGCACCAUCAUCGUGAGCCGCUCGGGCGAGGACGAGUCGCAGGAGGACGUGCUGAUGGACGAGGCUCCGUCCAACCUCAGCCAGGCCUCCACCCUGCAGGCCAACCGCGAAGACUCCAUGAACAUCCUGGACCCCGAGGACGAGGAGGAGCACACGCAGGAGGAGGACAGCAGCGGCAGCAACGAGGACGAGGACGACAGCCAGGACGAGGAGGAGGAGGAGGAGGAGGAAGAUGAGGAUGAUCAGGACGACGAGGAGGGCGAGGAGGGCGAGGAGGAGGAGGACGACGACGACGGCUCCGAGAUGGAGCUGGACGAGGACUAUCCCGACAUGAACGCCUCGCCCCUCGUGCGCUUCGAGCGCUUCGACCGCGACGACGACCUCAUCAUCGAGUUCGACAACAUGUUCUCCAGCCCCACUGACAUCCCCCCCUCCCCGGGGAACAUCCCGGCCAGCCACCCUCUGCUGGUGCGGCACGCGGAGCACGGGGCGCUGGGGCUGGGGGCCGGCGCGGGGGGGGCGCGGCUGGCGCAGGGGCUGGGCCGGAGCCAGCGCACGCUGCGGCAGCUGACGGCCAACGCCGGGCACACCAUCCACGUGCACUACCCCGGGGCACGGCAGCCAAACCCGCCACUCAUCCUGCAGAGGCUCCUGGGUCCCUCAGCAGCCGCUGACAUCCUGCAGCUGAGCAGCAGCCUCCCGCUGCAGAGCCGGGGCCGGGCCCGGCUGCUGGUGGGCAAUGAGGACGUGCACAUCAUCGCCCGCUCCGACGACGAGCUGCUGGACGACUUCUUCCACGAGCAGGGCACGGGGGGCAGCCAGGCAGGGACCCUGUCCAGCAUCCCCACGGCGCUGACCCGCUGGACAGAGGAGUGCAAGGUCCUGGACGCCGAGAGCAUGCACGACUGCGUGUCUGUGGUGAAGGUGCCCAUCCUGGCCCGCCUGGAGGCGCUGCGGGACGAGGAGCUGGACGAGCGGCGCGAGAAGCGGCGGCGCCAGGCGGCCGAGGACGAGGCCAAGGGCGCCGAGCGCGGCCCCGACGACAAGGACGGCGCCGAGGCCCAGGACUCCGCACCCAAACCCAGCUGCGCUUCCGCCGAACUCACCCCUUCAGAGCCCGGCGGGACCCCCCCUCCCGGAGCCCAGCGGACCCUGGUGAUGCUGGAACCGGCGCCGGCGCCCCCCGACCCCCCCCCGGGGGGAGCCCCCCAAAUCCCCGCGCGCCCCCCGCAGCCCCCCGGGGUGGGGGAGGGGGCUCCGGGCCGCGCCCCGCCCCCACCCCCCGAGGCCGAGGCCACGCAGAUGGAGCUGUCCCCCGCCCCCACCGUCACCUCGCUGUCCCCGGAGCGCGCCGAGGACUCGGACGCGCUGACGGCCGUGAGCAGCCAGCUCGAGGGGUCCCCCAUGGACACCUCCAGCCUGGCCUCCUGCACCUUGGAGGAGUCUGGGGGGGCUCCCCCUGCCCCUGCAGCCCCCCAAAACCCCCCGGGGACCCCCCAAGGACCCCCUCCCGCCCCCCCCGAUGCCGCUCAGCCCGCGGAUGACAGCUCCCCCCCGGCCUCGUCCUCGGAGAGCUCGUCCACGCGGGACUCGGCCGGGGCCGUCUCGGGGGCCGACUCGAGGGGGAUCCUGGAGGAGCCGCUGCCGUCCACCAGCAGCGAGGAGGAGGAUCCGCUGGCCGGGAUCAGCCUCCCCGAGGGCGUGGACCCGUCGUUCCUGGCGGCGCUGCCGGACGACAUCCGGCGGGAGGUGCUGCAGAACCAGCUGGGGAUCCGGCCCCCGGCGCGGGCCCCGCCCGCCGCCAGCCCCGCCCCGCCCGUGGUGCCCAACCCCGGCCUCACCGAGGUCAGCCCCGAGUUCCUGGCGGCGCUGCCCCCGGCCAUCCAGGAGGAGGUGCUGGCCCAGCAGCGGGCGGAGCAGCAGCGCCGGGAGCUGGCUCAGGCCACGGGCUCGGACGCUCCCAUGGACCCGGUGACGUUCAUCCAGACGCUGCCGUCGGAGCUGCGGCGCUCGGUGCUGGAGGACAUGGAGGACUCGGUGCUGGCCGUGAUGCCGCCGGACAUCGCGGCCGAGGCGCAGGCGCUGCGGCGCGAGCAGGAGGCGCGGCAGCGGCAGCUGAUGCACGAGCGCCUCUUCGGCCACUCCAGCACCUCGGCGCUCUCGGCCAUCCUGCGCAGCCCCGCGUUCACCAGCCGGCUCAGCGGGAACCGUGGCGUUCAGUACACGCGGCUGGCGGUGCAGAGGGGGGGCACCUUCCACAUGGGGGGCACCGGUACCCACAGCAGACCAGCGGGCAGCAGCGUGGACAGCCUCCUCCGCCUGCGCGGCCGCCUGCUGCUGGACCACGAGGCGCUGUCGUGCCUGCUGGUGCUGCUCUUCGUGGACGAGCCCAAGCUCAACACCAGCCGCCUGCACCGCGUGCUGCGCAACCUGUGCUACCACGCUCCCACGCGGGGCUGGGUGGUGCGCAGCCUCCUGUCCAUCCUGCAGCGCUCCAGCGAGAGCGAGCUGUGCCUCGAGACCCCCCGCGGGACCCCCGGCGCCGAGGAGCGGCCGCGCGGCCGCGGUUCCUCCGCCGGGCCCCGCGCCGGUGCCGGUGCCGCCGAGCCGCGGGGGUUGGACCUGCUGCACCGCGUGGAGUCGCGGAGCUCGGGCCAGCUGUCCUGGCUGUCGGUGUCCAUGGACGCGGCGCUGGGCUGCAGGACCAACAUCUUCCAGAUCCAGCGGGCGCCGGGCCGCAAGCACACCGAGAAGCACGCGGCGGCCGCCGGCUCCGCCGUGCACAUCCACCCGCAGGCCGCGCCCGUGGUGUGCCGGCACGUGCUGGACACGCUCAUCCAGCUGGCCAAGGUCUUCCCCAGCCACUUCACCCAACAGCGAGGCCGCGACCCCAGCACCGACCCCGAGCGCGAGCGCGGCACCACCGCAGCCCCUUCCCCAUCUUUACCCCCUCCCCAAUCCGGCUCGCUGUCCACCGAUUUUUGGGACCUGCUGGUCAAGCUGGACAACAUGAACGUGAGCCGCAAGGGCAAGGGCUCGGCGCGGGCGGGGGGCGGCGGGGGCGGCCCCGAGCCCGAGGCGGCGGGGGGCGGGCUGGAGGCGUCGCCGCUGGGGCAGCUGAUGAACAUGCUGUCGCACGGCGUCAUCCGGCGCAGCCCCCUCCUCACCGAGAAGCUGCUGCGCCUCCUGUCGCUCAUCUCCAUCGCCCUGCCCGAGGGAGGGGCCGGCAAGGCUGGAGAAGGAGGGGCGGCGCCCCAGAACGGAGCCCCAGCCGGUUCUGUGCCCCCCGCCCAGCCCGCUGGAGGGGUUGGGGGGGUUGGGGUGGGGGCGGCGCCUGGGAGCCCCCCCGGACAGGGGAAUGGAGGAGGAGGAGGAGGAGGAACGGCUGGAGGGAGUGCGGCCCCUGCCAAGAGCUCCAAGUCCCCUGCCAAGGUCCCCGAGGGUGGCCCCGACCCCCGGCUGGCGGCCACGGGCCUGACCGAGAGCCAGCUCCAGCUCUCCGUGGAGGUGCUGACGUCGCACUCGUGCUCGGAGGAGGGGCUGGAGGACGCGGCCAAUGUCCUGCUGCAGCUGUCGCGGGGGGACGCGGGGACAAGGGACACGGUGCUGAGGCUGCUGCUGAGCGGGGCCCGGCAGCUGGGGGGGGCGCUGUGCCGCCAGAUCGGCACGCUGCUGGCCGAGCUCCGUGAGUACAACCUGGAGCAGCAGCGCCGGGCGCAGCUGGAGGCGCCGUCCCCCGAGGGGCUCCCCGAGGAGCAGCCCCCCAGCGCCAAGCUCAAGGGCAAGAUGCAGAGCAGGUUCGACACGGCCGAGAGCGUGGUGAUCGUGGCGUCGCAGAAGCGGGCGCUGGGCGGGCGGGAGCUGCAGCUGCCGUCCAUGUCGGUGCUGACCUCCAAGACGUCCACGCAGCGCUUCUUCCUGCGCGUGCUGCAGGUCAUCAUCCAGCUGCGCGACGACACGCGCCGGGCGCACCGCAAGGCCAAGCAGCCCGGCCGCCUGGGCGCCGCGGGGCUGGGGGCGGCCGGCAGCAUCCAGGCCGCCGUCCGGCAGCUGGAGGCCGAGGCCGACGCCAUCAUACAAAUGGUACGUGAGGGCCAGAGGGCCCGGAGGCGGCAGCAGGGAGACACGUCGGAGGCCGGGCCCGCGGACGGCGCCGCCCGGCGCGAGGAGUCGCCCAUGGACGUGGACCAGCCCUCGCCCGCGCCGCCGGACCUGGGCCCCGAGGCGGCGCCGGCCGGUGACCGCGGCAGUGACCGUGACCGUGACCGUGACCGUGACCGCGAGCGGGAGGAGCGGCCGCCGGAGCUGCCGCUGCUGAGCGAGCAGCUGAGCCUGGACGAGCUGUGGGACAUGCUGGGCGAGUGCCUCAAGGAGCUCGAGGAGUCCCACGACCAGCACGCCGUGCUCGUGCUGCAGCCGGCGGUGGAGGCGUUCUUCCUGGUGCACGCCACGGAGCGGGAGAGCCGGCCGCCGGUGCGGGACACGCGCGAGAGCCAGCUGGCGCACAUCAAGGACGAGCCGCCGCCGCUGUCCCCCGCGCCCCUCACGCCCGCCACGCCCUCCGCCCUCGACCCCUUCUUCUCCCGGGAGCCCUCGGCCAUGCACAUCUCAGCCAGCCUGCCCCCCGACACACAGAAAUUCCUGCGCUUUGCUGAGACGCACAGGACGGUGCUGAACCAGAUCCUGCGCCAGUCCACCACCCACCUGGCCGACGGCCCCUUCGCCGUGCUGGUGGAUUACAUCCGCGUGCUGGACUUCGACGUCAAGCGCAAGUACUUCAGGCAGGAGCUGGAGCGGCUGGACGAGGGGCUGCGCAAGGAGGACAUGGCCGUGCACGUGCGGCGCGAUCACGUCUUCGAGGAUUCCUACCGGGAGCUGCACCGCAAAUCGCCCGAGGAGAUGAAGAACCGCCUGUACAUCGUGUUCGAGGGCGAGGAGGGCCAGGACGCCGGGGGGCUGCUGCGGGAGUGGUACAUGAUCAUCUCGCGCGAGAUGUUCAACCCCAUGUACGCGCUGUUCCGCACCUCGCCCGGCGACCGCGUCACCUACACCAUCAACCCCUCGUCCCACUGCAACCCCAACCACCUGAGCUACUUCAAGUUCGUGGGCAGGAUCGUGGCCAAGGCCGUCUACGACAACCGCCUGCUGGAGUGUUACUUCACCCGCUCCUUCUACAAGCACAUCCUGGGCAAGUCCGUCAGGUACACGGACAUGGAGAGCGAGGAUUAUCACUUCUACCAGGGCCUGGUGUACCUGCUGGAGAACGACGUCUCCACGCUGGGCUACGACCUCACCUUCAGCACCGAGGUCCAGGAGUUCGGGGUGUGCGAGGUGCGGGACCUGAAGCCCAACGGCGCCAACGUGCUGGUGACGGAGGAGAACAAGAAGGAGUACGUGCACCUGGUGUGCCAGAUGCGCAUGACAGGAGCCAUCAGGAAGCAGCUGGCGGCGUUCCUGGAAGGGUUCUACGAGAUCAUCCCCAAGCGCCUCAUCUCCAUCUUCACGGAGCAGGAGCUGGAGCUGCUCAUCUCGGGGCUGCCCACCAUCGACAUCGACGACCUCAAGGCCAACACCGAGUACCACAAGUACCAGGGCAACUCCAUCCAGAUCCAGUGGUUCUGGCGCGCCCUGCGCUCCUUCGACCAGGCCGACCGGGCCAAGUUCCUGCAGUUCGUCACCGGCACGUCCAAGGUGCCCCUGCAGGGAUUCGCCGCCCUCGAGGGCAUGAACGGCAUCCAGAAAUUCCAGAUCCACCGCGACGACCGCUCCACCGACCGGCUGCCCUCGGCGCACACCUGCUUCAACCAGCUGGACCUGCCGGCCUACGAGAGCUACGAGAAGCUGCGGCACAUGCUGCUGCUGGCCAUCCAGGAGUGCUCCGAGGGCUUCGGGCUGGCCUAGGGCGCCCCCACGGGCUCUAUAAAUAUAUAUAUAUUUUUUGGUUC